GCGACCCGGCGUGUUGGCGGCCGCUCUGACUUGAGGAAGCUGCGCUGAGCACGUGGAGGGGAUCUUAAUUUUUGCGACUCUGCCCUCGCGACCCGCAUGUUCGAGGAGCCUGAGUGGGCCGAGGCGGCCCCAGUAGUCGCGGGCCUCAGUCCCGUAACCUCACGGCCCCGGCCAGCGGCAGCCGCGCAAAUCAAGGGCUCUAGGCGCCGCCAGCUCUUGGCCACCUUACGAGUUCUGGAAGCAGCGUCUCUUUCCCAGCAGUCCACCAGCUUCCCCAGCAGUGACUCUGAGGAGGAGGUAGAAAGAAAGAAGAAACACCCCAAAAGGUCCCCAUUUGCUAACACCUCUGCCAAAGUAGGGGAGAAAAGGAAAAAAUGUCAAAAACUGGGCCCAUCUCCAGGUGACUGUGAGGACCACAAAGUAGAAAAGAAGAAAUGCCGCAAACAAGCUCUUCUCUAUAGUGACUCUGCCAAAGAAGAGAAAAGAAAGAGAAAAUGCCCGGAACAGGCCCCUUCAAACCCAGCCCAGCACAAAGACAGUGUCGACCAAACAGGUCACAAAUCCUGGAAGAGUGGUACUACAAAUCCAGAGCCAAGCUCUGGAUCCAUUUCCACUAAGCCCCCCAAUCCCUUAACCCGGAAGCAGUGGCGGAACCGGCAGAAGAACAAGCGGAGACACAAGAACAAAUUUCGGCCACUCCAGGCACCAGAGGAGAUUUCCGCUGAGGCCUCCAAGGCUGCUACAGAGGAGUCAGAGGGGCCUCCUACCCGCAAGGCAGACAGUCAUGAAGCUCGGGCAGAGGCCCUGCGAGCCCGCAUGGCACAGCGGUUGGAUGGGGCCCGAUUUCGCUACCUUAAUGAGCAGCUGUAUUCAGGGCCCAGCAGUGCUGCACAGCGCCUUUUCCAGGAAGACCCUGAGGCUUUUCUCCUCUACCAUCGAGGCUUCCAGAGCCAAGUGAAGAAGUGGCCACUGCAGCCAGUAGACCGCAUCAUCAGGGAUCUUCGCCAGCGGCCUGCAUCUCUGGUAGUGGCUGACUUUGGCUGUGGGGAUUGCCGCCUAGCUUCAAGUAUCCGGAACCCUGUACACUGCUUUGACCUGGCCUCACUGGACCCCAGGGUCACUGUGUGUGACAUGGCCCAGGUGCCUCUGGAGGAUGAGUCUGUGGAUGUGGCUGUGUUUUGUCUUUCACUGAUGGGAACCAACAUCAGAGAUUUCCUGGAAGAGGCAAAUCGAGUGCUGAAGCCAGGGGGUCUCCUGAAAAUAGCUGAGGUCGGCAGCCGCUUUGAGGAUGUUCGGACCUUUCUGGGGGCUGUGACCAAGCUGGGCUUUAAGGUCAUCUCCAAGGACCUGACCAACAGCCACUUCUUCUUGUUUGAUUUUGAAAAGACAGGCCCCCCUCGGGUAGGGCCCAAGGCUCAGCUUGCAGGCUUGAAACUUCAGCCGUGUCUCUACAAGCGAAGGUGACCUCUAAACACCUCUUGAAAGUGGAAGCAGGGCCCAGACUCCAGGUUGAGAACUCUGAAGACUGUGUCUAGCCAGGCUGUGAGCCAGGACCUGGUACGACCUUUCCUCCGUCCCAAGAACGAGGUGUGAUGAAGCCCCUGGCUCAGCUGUGCUCCAGUGCAGGCGCCUUGGUUAGAAAGAAGCCUAAAGUCACUUGAGCAAGCUAAUGAGUAAGAAGGAACAGGGGGAUAACUGGGCAUCAUGGAUCACCUCAAAUGGUUUGCAGUUGAAGAGUCUUUGAGUUUGGCUCUUCUUUGCAUCUCUCAGAAGACACAUGGGCUUUUUGUCUUGGCCUCUCUGCUCUUCUGAUCUAUACUGAUCAGCCUCUGUUCACCUGUACCUCCUGCUCCUUCAGGUUCCUACUGCCCAGGCCUUCAAGACUGCAGACAGGCAGCUCUUGAUUCAUGGUAGUUCUAAUCCUAACUGCCCCUUACAGCUGAGAGCCAUUUAGUGUCUUAGUAUCACAUUCCUCAUUCGGAAAAUGAUAGAAUUCCUGUCUUACAGCAUUGUUGCGUGUGUUAUGUGAGGAAAUCUAUAGUCAGGGCUGGGAACAUGGGAGGUGCUCAAUAAACUAGCUGUGGAUAUUA
Chinchilla lanigera (long-tailed chinchilla) is the source of this 2090-nucleotide messenger RNA. RefSeq names its product ribosomal RNA processing 8, methyltransferase, homolog (yeast) (gene Rrp8). Bases 97 to 1464 code for a protein of 455 amino acids. Lineage: Eukaryota; Metazoa; Chordata; Mammalia; Rodentia; Chinchillidae. The transcript is spliced from 7 exons. Gene Ontology annotation, biological process: cellular response to glucose starvation; regulation of transcription by glucose; rDNA heterochromatin formation. Gene Ontology annotation, cellular component: chromatin silencing complex; nucleolus; rDNA heterochromatin. Gene Ontology annotation, molecular function: methyltransferase activity. The record is from RefSeq and is a predicted model, not a curated record.